Molecule: messenger RNA, 579 nt
Organism: Emiliania huxleyi CCMP1516
Lineage: Eukaryota; Haptophyta; Isochrysidales; Noelaerhabdaceae
Exons: 5
Coding region: 1-579 (192 amino acids)
Source: RefSeq, a predicted model, not a curated record
AUGGCACCACUCACGCCCUCCUCCGCUCUCCUCUUCGGCGCUGCAUUGGGCAGCACGGCAGGGAUCGAGGCUGCUGUCUCAUGCAGCCUUGCCGGUCUCGGAGUCCUCUGCGAAAAGGGCGACAUCAUCGGGCACGCGGUCCGGGACUGGGGCCACGUGCGCCUAUUCUCCUCCAACAGCCUAAACUGCUCGCCAGCUGGCCUCCGCGCGCUCGCCGACCUCCGCCUCGCUCCUCCCGACCCCGCGACCUAUCCGACGGGCGAUGAGCUCUGCGAAACAUACCUCGAGCCGCUCGCAAAGUGGCUGGCGCAGCGCGAAGACUGCGAAGAGACGCUGGUCGAGGGCCUCGCCGGAGUCAUCGACGCGUCGGGCACGUACGGCCGCGGCAACUUUCUCGGCCGGGGCGGCGCGCCUGCGCUCGGCGAGCGAAAACCGCGCCUCCUUCCUGCCUGCCUCGGCUCCGGCGGGCGUGUCUGUGGCGCCAAGAGCUACGGCCGAGCCUCGUCCUUCCUGCUCGCCAUCGGGCACAAGCAGGUCCAGGGCGUCGUCGCGCUCCUUGCGGAGGCGCUGCUGCCAUAA